Peronospora belbahrii is the source of this 1425-nucleotide messenger RNA. The record is from the annotation of a GenBank genome assembly. NCBI's taxonomy places the organism in Eukaryota, Oomycota, Peronosporomycetes, Peronosporales, Peronosporaceae.
AUGACGGAUUUCAAGAGCUCACUCCGGCAGCGCAAGACUAAGACCAUGUCUCCUCUGAACGUCCACAAGAAACGCUCCAAUGCUUCUGGAUCUACACGUAACGUACCAGACUCUCCACUCUUUCAUCCUCAACGUGGUUUACGGCCUUAUAAUACCUUCCGCGUCUCACGUGGAAGCGAAAUCGAAGGGCUUUUGUUAUUUCCAGAGCAACCACGUCAGAUUCUCGUUCUUUUUCUCGUUGUGGCUGGUUUUUCCUACUAUUCGUUCACCCACGAGUCUCAGGAUCAAGUCCAGAAUGUCCGUAAUGCACUCUUUGCUGCUAUUCUCGUGUUUCUAGUCUACUGUUUCCUGCAAACACGAGAUGGAUUAAUGAUGCGUCCACAUCCAGGAGUUUGGAGAGUCGUGCAUGGUUGUUCCGUAGUGUAUCUACUACUUUUAGCAGCCAUGUUGGUGCAAAACAGACAGAAUGCAAUGAAAGCCAUGCAGUUUUUGUUUCCAGAGACAGGUAAUCGACCCAUGACGACCUCGAGCUCUGGACAAUUGCAGUGUGACAUUAAUUCAGCGUCGUUGACUCGUGGAGUAACGAGCAUUUGGUUCUUUGCACAUGUGACGGGCUGGUGGGGUAAAAUGUGCAUGUUCCGUGACUGGCGAUUCUGUUGGGUGCUCAGUAUCGCCUUUGAAAUUCUAGAACUUGCAUUGCAAUUUGUCAUUCCAGAUUUUAAAGAGUGUUGGUGGGAUUCAUUGUUGCUGGAUAUGCUUGGGGCAAACAUGCUCGGUAUGUGUCUUGGUCGCGUGACAUUGUGGCUCUUGGAAUCAAAAGAUUACGAUUGGUCUGGUCGUCGGGGCAAGAAGUUGGGUUACUUUCGUUUGGCACUAAAUCAGUUCACCCCUUUCAGUUGGGAACAAUAUCACUGGGAAGUCUUUUCGAGUUUCAAGCGAUUUGCAGAGAUUGUGUUUGCCAUGUUAAUGUGUCUCAUUACAGAACUAAAUGCAUUCUUCAUGCUGACAACAUUGAGCAUUCCGAAAGAGAGCAACUAUAACUCGUACCGCCUCUUUCUCGUAUUCAUGCUCGGAAUCCCUGCAGCUGCUGAGUACUACGAGUUCAUUACAAACCCAGAAUGUUGGCGCUUAGGCCAGAAUACAUGGAUGAUUCUGUCCAUUGCUACCUUUGAGAUUCUGGUAUGGGUCAAAUUCUCAGCAAACGGCGUGUUGUUUGUACAACCACCUCCAGUUCAAGUGCUGUAUCCGAUCCUAGCAUUUAUCAUCAUGUUUUCAAUCUGGGUCGUGCUUUUCUUCCGAAAUGUGCGACAUCAACCGACAUCUCGCAUUUCACGUCGACUUGUUACUGGUUGGGGCUACCUUGAUGUGCUGUUUUGGGCAUCAUUUACUCCAUUGAUCAUCUUGACGUCACAAUGGGCAUUUUAA